ACUGACAAUUUGAUAGAAUAUGAACCGAUGCAAUAAACAGAGGGCCGCUGAUGUAAAUUAAUGAUCAGAUUCUUCCAUCUGUAUGUAUGUUCACCGCUACCAUCAAAAAGUCGAUCAUCUGUUCAAUUUCUCCGUUGCUAACACCAACAAUGGCGAAAACCAUAUCUUACAUCACUGGAUCUGAACUCCUAUCUCUCAAAGAACGUGCUAAUAUAGCCAUCGUUGACGUCAGGGACGAUGAGAGGAGUUACGACGGGCAUAUGGCUGGUUCACUCCACUUCGCCAGCGAUACAUUUCAGGACAGGAUCCCUAAUCUCGUUCAAGCCGCUAAGGGGAAAGAUACCCUAGUCUUUCACUGUGCCCUCAGUCAGGUUCGUGGGCCAAAAUGUGCACGCAGAUUUGCAGACUAUCUUGCGGAAGCAAAGGAGAGUGCAGGAAUUAAGAAUAUAAUGGUGCUGGAACGUGGUUAUAAUGGUUGGGAAGCAUCCGGUAAACCUGUUUGUCGCUGCAGUGGGACUACCUGCAAAGGUGGAUGCUGAAUCCAGAGGCUUUCUUGUAAAGUUGGAAGGAUUAUAUAUCAUCUGCUGGUCUGCAACCAGUCUGUAUGAGGUUAGUUGCUCGAUUGAACUAGAUGCUUAUUCCUUCUGUAUAAUCCUACACUUUGAAUAAUUCUUAUAAUCCAUUUCAUUGGAAACAAAUAAUGAUAUGCAUUGCAAGUUAUCAUAUUCUGACUUUCAACCAA
Molecule: messenger RNA, 742 nt
Organism: Cynara cardunculus var. scolymus (artichoke)
Lineage: Eukaryota; Viridiplantae; Streptophyta; Magnoliopsida; Asterales; Asteraceae
Product: arsenate reductase 2.2
Exons: 3
Coding region: 87-539 (150 amino acids)
Cellular component (GO): nucleus; cytoplasm
Molecular function (GO): protein tyrosine phosphatase activity
Source: RefSeq, a predicted model, not a curated record